This is a messenger RNA of Rhinichthys klamathensis goyatoka, 1857 nucleotides long. RefSeq names its product somatomedin-B and thrombospondin type-1 domain-containing protein. NCBI's taxonomy places the organism in Eukaryota, Metazoa, Chordata, Actinopteri, Cypriniformes, Leuciscidae. The record is from RefSeq and is a predicted model, not a curated record. Bases 890 to 1774 code for a protein of 294 amino acids. The transcript is spliced from 5 exons.
AAACUUAGAGUUUCGCUAUUAGUAGAGACGCUCUGCCUGGCUGAAGCAUCCAUUACUAGCUCUAAAAUGAAGUUUUGGAAUUAGCAACGGAGGCUUGGGAUGAGACGUUUAAUAAAUUAGUCCUACACACAAGAGCGUUUUAAGGGCAAAAACUCUGCUAAAUAAAACCCUCACGUGAAUCCUGACUCUGAUUCAGUUACGGCACUGCAAUCCAAUCUACUGAUUAGACAAGAACUCAUUCAAUAACUCAAUUCUCUCACCUAAUAACAUCUCCCUCGCUCCAAAGAGGAAACGUUGCAGACAUACCUCAGUUAAUUACCAAACAUAACAUCCAGGGUCUCUUUGGGAGUUUGCAUGGCAGAGGUGUAUGCGCUCAUGUACUGUCUGCUUGUGGGCUGGAAAAGAAGCAUGGUGAUGUGACAGCAACAGGGCCGUGUGCUGCCCCAGGCUCUGUAGACUGGAGCCAGGCCAAAUCUUCACAUUCCUCCCUCUGUUUCCAAGCUCUGGCUGCCCGGUGGAAAUGACCUGGGCACUGAUCUGAGAUCAGUUUGAUGUGGUAUGCCGGUGCACAGUGGCCAAAAGAGCAGUACAGAGAGAGAGAGAGAGAAAGCUCUCACACACCCUCCACUCAAACAACAUUUCCCCACCUCUCUUUUUCUCUAUCGUCCACUUUUGUGUGCUGAAACGAGGGCAGAGACAAAUGUUACAGACAAAUCAGGGGAGGACAUUUAGUUCCACAGAAUAGCUCUUUUCUUUCAGCCCGAGCUCUCUGGAUACGUGUUUUUAUCUGGGCAAACAGAAGAGCUGUGUGGCCACAGGAAUUCCAGGUCACAAGGAUUCCUUCGGCAAGGAUGACUUCACCUGUGACAGAUUCAUUUCCUCUCCAGGAAUGAGACCUGUUGCUUUGACUUUGAGAGGAACUGAAGACGGUAACAGGAACUUUUGCCUUUUUAUACCAUUGAGGGAGUUCUUUUUGGACAUUAUGGGGUUGUUGUCAAUGGAUCAGAGUUCCCUUCUGGUGGUGGCCGCUCUUUUUGGGAUGCACCACUUUGCUGAAGGGGGAUGCUCAGGAAGGUGCUGUCAAGGCACAGAUUUCACCUGUUUCACUACAGACUGGAGGAUGGACCGUGUCUAUGGGAUGUGCUAUUGUGAUGAGAGGUGUGUAAAGACUAAAGACUGUUGCUUUGACUACCCAACUGAGUGCCCAGCCCAGCCGUGUGUAGUGAGUGAGUGGAGUCACUGGAGCGGGUGCGCACAGCCCUGCCAGCCCUCAUUCCGGGUCCGGAGACGCAGCGUUGAGAGACUGCCCCAAAACAGCGGACAGGCCUGUCCAAGGCUGGAGGAACAGGCCGGAUGCAUGGAGUAUCAGGAUCGCCAGGGCCAGUUUUGCUUUCAGACGCAAGGAGCAGCAUUUAUUACCACAAUGGAGUACAGCAAAGGCAGAACACAUGAUUUGUAUGGGGCCCAAAUGGAUGCUGGUUUCUGUAUGGAGUUCAAGAUGGAGUCUCUGACGCCGCAUUGCACGGUGGAGAACAGACCCAAUACACGCUGGAUGCAGUAUUUGAGGGAGGGCUACACUGUUUGCGUGGCUUGCCAACCUCCAGCUAUGAGUAACCACAGUCGGGGCUGUCAAGGAGACGGUAACCUAGCUGAGAGGGAUGAGCUUCUACACUGGCAGGCGGUGGGAAGUCCUCGCUGCAGAGGAACAUGGAGGAAAGUACAGAAACUACAGCACUGCUCCUGCCCUCAAGUGCACAGCUUCAUUUUCAUUUAAACAGUCUAUACAUAAGAAUGCUUCUUCAAAGUCCUUGUUAAAAUCCACAAAUAAGCAAUAUGUUCUAUUACACAGUAAAAAAA